Vespula vulgaris is the source of this 619-nucleotide messenger RNA. RefSeq lists its product as uncharacterized. The transcript is spliced from 4 exons. The coding region runs from base 178 to 513 and encodes 111 amino acids. The record is from RefSeq and is a predicted model, not a curated record. NCBI's taxonomy places the organism in Eukaryota, Metazoa, Arthropoda, Insecta, Hymenoptera, Vespidae.
CCCGUUCGUAAAUCUUUUUAACUUCGUCUCUUUCACUAUGCUGACUCGAUUAAUCAACAUGAUUCGCAGUCGAUCGAGUUAUAAACGCCGAGUUCGUGCCAGCUGCCUUUGUUCUUCCGAGCAUUCCACUUGGAUCCGCACGUGCGAUUCUUCUAGCUCGACAAAAGUGCCUCUGGAAUGUGGGUCAGAAGUAAAUGGGCAGAGGAAUUUUUGAAGUCCAACAACGACCGAUCGAGAUAUCUCAGUAAUUUCUUUAUCGAUUUUACUGAACAACUACAUCAGAUUCGAAAUUCGUUAAAAUCAUCGAUCGACGGACCAUCGAUGAUAUUUACAACUACUGGAGUGAUAUAUAAAAUUCCAUACAAAAAAGGUAUUUCACGAUUUAACAAGAACGGCAUACGAAGUGUCUUUAUUAAAGUCGAAGAUGACUCGUCAGAUCGUCGCCGUCGUCGUCGUUGUCGAUGGUAUAAUGUCAAGACAAAUUUGUUGGAUAUGGAUCUACGUGGAGAUUAAUAUUGUUGUUUUCUUUCUUUAACGAGAGUUCGAUAAUUGUCAUUGUAAAAUAAUUUUUUCGCUAUAAAUGGAGAGAAGGAGAUGAGGGUGGUAAUGGCGAUGACGU